GGGAGGGGCUAAAAAAGUUUGGGGUACACCGAUGGGGAGGUCAUAAAAGUUUGAAUGUGGUUGAAGGGGGAGGGGUCAAAAAAUUUCAUCCCUUUAAAGUAUAAGAAACUUUUUUCUUAAUUAUUAUUGAUAUGAGUUAUCAAAAUGCAAGAAAAGCCGUUUCCUAGCGUUGCCAAUAACACAUUUAGGCUACAUUUACUGCUGUGAACGCUUUCCCACAAAUGACAAAUUCAACAAUGUUUAUAGUUCACCUAAGCUUGACCUAUAGGGACAAUAAAAACAACAACUGAAAUAUGUGCUUUUCUAAAAUAUACUAGGAAUCUAGUGGGUAGAUUAUUACAUAUGGUCAAUGUGUAAAAACGUCUGACUCGGAUACCUAUCAGACCAAAUGCACAGGACGAUUUUAUCUUUUAUUAGGUAAAAUAUAAAAUUGUCCUGCGUGAUUUUUACUAGUCCUAUGGCAUGCAAAGAUAGAUAUAGGUAUAGAUACAUAUUCUUUACUGUUUCAAAACGCCACAAGACCACUUGUUACUUAUUACAAUAGAAAUAUUAUUUCUUGGUUGUUUUUAAUUGCAUUAUUUGUUUAUAUGUAUCUAUAUUUCGUAUUAUAAAUGUAGUUUUGUGGAUUUUUAAAUAGAAUGAAGGGGAUCAAACACGUUUUUGGGUUUCUCCUGGGGUGGUCAACAAAGGUUUUAUGUUGACAAAGGGGGAGGGGGGGGGGGGUUGUACAGAAAACUCAAGUGUAGUGGCGCUGAAUACCGACCCCCCCCCCCCCCCCGGCCAUAAAUAAUGAACACUCCCUUACCGCCGUUAAUCGGUACUUCCGAGUGGUUCGUCCAUCCAAAGUAUUAUCAAUAGAUUUUCAACCCAAAUCGUACAAGACUCCUUAUUGGUCUAGCCUGGUUUUGGGUUGCCUUGAGCCGUCACAGUAUUUGGCCAGCGGAGAAAGAUACGUAUUCCAACCUGGGAACUACUUUUGCUACCAAGUCACAACACCAAAACCGGGUGUACUUUUUCUCUAUGGAUACAUUGGAAUUCCUGUGAACGUCAUAACUUUCUGUUAUCUCCAAAUGUUUCAAGCCAUAAGACGCCAAAAGUGUCGUCAAUGCGCCAGAACACGAUUACUGCUGAACCAAAUGUUGAGGAUAUCAAAGCGACACGCACUCUUUUCUUGAAUGUCAUAGGAUUCUUAUUUUGUUUAACUCCACUUGUGGUAAUAUACAGCAUAGACUACGCACAAAGCUCGACAACUCUCCCUCGCGAAGUCUACGUCUUGUAUACAUUCCUGGUAUUACGAAUUCGGUGUUUAGAGAGGAAUAUUAUGUAGGAAGAUUCUAAGGGUUAGAUGUUCUGGCCGGGAUAGAGAGGUCGAGCCUUCAGAGUCAGUCCAAUGGUCAAUGUUUACUGGUCGGCAUACUGAGUGUGAUACACACGUGUCUAUUUUUACGAGGCGCGAGUCAGCUAACCAUCCCAGGGCUACCGGGGAAAAGAUCAUUGACAAGCUAAACAUCGAAAUCAUAAAAGGACAACCAGAGGAUCAGGUUAUUACGGUGAAAACCAAUGCCUGGGUUGAACUUUAGAUAAUCAGAUAAUGACUAUUUCAAUCAAUGGAUGUCGUUUUACUAAAUCGUUUGGGCAUUGGGGAGGGGAGGUCUAAUAACCGCAAGCAAUUUUUUUUGAAAACGCAAAACCGCAGAAAAACUUUGGUCGCAUACAGAAGGACAAGAUUUUGAAUAGCAUGCGACACCCUAACAUUUCCCUGGUUUAGAUUAUCCCGUAACUACGGGCAAUAUUUUUUUACCGCAAAACCGCCGUUUGAAAAGCAAAAUCUCGCAUCUUGCAGUAUUUUGAAAUACAGCAUCAUCGCAUGUUUUUUUUUCUCUCUUACCGCAAUACUACAAAAAAGGCCACAGUUUUAAAAUAAAUGAAAUACGCUCACUUUUUUAUAUAAGAAUAUAUAGUUUACAUUUGAGACAGAACCGUUCAUAUUUGUUAGCAUUGCUUAAAAUGUUAUUGCUAAUGUUCGUGAUGUCGUAAUCUGAAAUACCAAUGAUAACGAAAUUAAAAAGAGAGUUACAUAAUUAUGAUAAAUAACAAUAAUGUUCAAUUCGCUAUCAUGAGAACAUUUGAUACUGCAUUGUUGCUAUCUAUAAGCCUCGGCAUGUCCAUAGAAUUUGGUGAAAUCUCAGGCUAAACGUUAUCUUAAAAGAUUCUCAUAAAAAAUGAUUGUAAAUGAUAAAUAGAUCAAAGAAUAUGAAUAGAGUCUAGGGGGUUAGAACAAUCAUAACCAUCUGACUCCUAAUGUUUCAAAUUGAAAUUCACUGGUAACACCUCUACGUUAAACACGUUUCGUGUUAUGCGUUUGCCUAAACAAGUUUAACUUUUUUUUUUAUUUCUCAUAGGGACUGAAAACUAACAAAUAAUGAUAUUCUAUGCAUGGUAAUUCGUUGAUUUUGGAAACAAAAUGAUAUGCUUUGUUAUGUGUUAUUGAGUAUUUACAUUAUAUACGCUGCAGCUGGUGAUUACAAAUUUUAUUGUUUUUUGGUGGUUUUUAAUUUAAAUUAGAACUUGAAUUGAAACUUUACUAAAAGACGCUGUGAGGCAAUUAUGGGAUUAAAAUUCAAACACCCUUCUUCUCGUAAGCAAUUCACAACAGUGUAAAGUUUGUGUGGCCGUAAAACUGGAACACACUGAAUGGAUUCGACGCAAGAAAGUUUCAAAAUUCUACAAAGUCAGCUUUCUGCUCGCGGGCAACUUCGUUCUACCACAGAGGCAGCAAUUUAUUGCUUGCUAAUCUUUAUUGGAAUAAUAGGGAAUUCUAUGGUGUUGAAUAUUGUAUUUAAGAAAAGAAACACUCGAAAAGUGCUCUUGCUUUGUAUCGGAGCCUUGGCUCUGGUAGACGUUCUUAUGCUUACACUCGGUUGUUGGCAAAUAGUUGUCACGUUGGCUUUCGGGACUUGGCAGCUCGGAGAUUUUAUCUGCCAGCUUGAAGGAUUUUGUGUUUUUGGUUUCUGCUGUCUGUCGAUUCUGUUGCUGACCAUCACAGCCAUUAAUCGGAGUUUUCAGGUCGUAGACACGAAGUUUUAUGGCUCGAUUUUCACUGUAAAACGUACACAACUAUUUAUUCUUCUUGCGUAUGUAUUGGGCAUUCUGAACCCAAUACAAUACUUGGCUUUUGGUGAACGAUACACUUUUCAUCCUGGAAAAUGUUUCUGUUUCCAGGAAAACAAGGUUUCACCAAGUGCUAUGUUCUAUCUUGUCGGAUACAUUGCUUUACCAAUACCAGUCAUAACGGUUUGUUAUUUUCGGAUAUUUCGAACUAUCCGAAGACAUAAGAUAAGAGUGACAUUCUUGCGACAAAGCAACAACUCGGUCGCCGGACCAAAUGUCGAGGACAUCAAAGCGACACGAACUCUAUUCCUGACUCUGAUGGGCUUCCUAUGUUGUUGGACACCGGUUCUAAUCAUUGAUAUUAUUGAUCUUAUUCGAGGAUUUUCUUUGCAACAUCGGGAAAUCUAUGUCGCGUAUACCUUUUUAGGGACUCUCUCCUCUUGCAUCAACCCUUUUAUAUAUGGCGUUAUGAAUUCUAUGUUUAGAGGGGAGUACAAGAAGAUUCUAAGAAUGAUAUGCUUUGUAUGGAACACUGAGGAAGAGUCAAUAUCACGAGUGCGAAGUGUUAUUACAAAUAAUGGCUGGGUACGUGAGCGAGUGUUGGUCAUAGAAAUACAAAAUUGAUUGCAAGAAGAAAACUGGAAAGCAACGUUUUAUGUCCACUGUGCUGGUCUUUAGGUAUAAAAAAUAAUAAUAUACGCGCGUUCUUAUUGUAGGAUACAACAUACAUGGAUAAAGAGACAGUAAUCUUUUUCGCUUAAAAGGUGUACAAUUCGUGUGUAAUGCGGACAGCGGCUUAUGAGAGUGAGAAUCGUCAGUAGACAUAUGGACCAUUUUGAUAUUGACUCUGUGCAGGCUCAUUAUGAUGGUAACAUCGAAACGGCAAGCGCUGCAUUCAAAGAAAAUAUUGGUUGUAUGGAACUGUCAUCAGCCAGAGGAAACAAGCCAAUGUAGACAAACCAUACUACCAGUUAUUGUUCUGCUGAAAAUGAUAAAAAUGUCAAGUAAUUUAAUAGUUACGGUUAACAAUAAUUUUCCGCCAAAAUAGUCUUUAGGUUAUGAAACAAAAUUGAGAGGAAGUACUGGUUAAAAAAAAUGCAGCGUCUGCUGGAUAAACUCUUAAUUGACGUAGAAAUAUUGCAUAAAGGAGACUUCUAAUCAAAAUACUUACAGCCAAUAUACCUUAUUAUUAUUGAUGAGCAGCGAAAGAUAAAGAUGAGAUGAAGAAUACUCACCUAUGGGUGCAAUUCGCACCACAUCCAUGCAUCAUUAUCAUAGGACUUCCCCUGUUCCCAUUCUUAUUUAUUAGUGACUCAGAUACUUAGAACAGGUUUAUACCAUAGCUAACCUGCAAACCUUUUUUGAAAGCUGUAUCUAUAAGUAGGAGAACAGUGAUUGAUAAGCGCUAGAUUGCAAAUAUUAACUUAAACUGUUUGAAGUAAUUUGUUCAUAUAUGAAGUAAUGUAUCCAUGUGUGUUUUAAAAAUUACUAACCCUUGCGAACUUGAUGCUGAUUGUGUACUUAUUUUUAUGAAAUUUUCCCAAUAACAAAUGAUCAAGAAAUAAAAAUAUAUCGAUGGAAAGGUAUGAAA
Molecule: messenger RNA, 4702 nt
Organism: Nematostella vectensis (starlet sea anemone)
Lineage: Eukaryota; Metazoa; Cnidaria; Anthozoa; Actiniaria; Edwardsiidae
Product: melatonin receptor type 1A
Exons: 1
Coding region: 2695-3735 (346 amino acids)
Biological process (GO): G protein-coupled receptor signaling pathway
Cellular component (GO): membrane
Molecular function (GO): G protein-coupled receptor activity
Source: RefSeq, a predicted model, not a curated record